GCGUGGCAUCGAAAGGAGUCAGUUUCCGCGUAGUCUCCGGCACGUCGGUCACGCCAGGUGCCGUUUAUCUACCUGUCCGCUCCGCGUGUCUGUCAGACGGUACGCGCGAGGUACACGAGAAGAUUGUCGAGAAGAUGCAUCCGUCGCAGCGCGAUGCUCAUCGCGUCCGAAUCGCGCUGUUCUCGCUGGUUCUCUUAAUGCGAAGCUUGGCGACAUCGGAGCCGGCAAAGUCGAACACGACCAGCGCUAUUUCCGAGAAUGACGAGGAAGAGCUACUCGCGAACAUGAAUCUAACGACAUUCAAGGAGAGAUACCGGAGAUUGAUACCGUACAUGACUUUCUAUGUCGCCAAUAACUACUUGCACGCCCAAACUGCGUUGGAGCAAAAUUACGCGACGGAUCCAUCGAUCAACUUGCUCCGGAAACUUUCGCCGCCGGAGCAGCACCCUUUGAGCCGGCUCGGCGGCGUGCCGAGGCGAGGAAAUAAAUACCGUGUCAAUUUACCCGAUCAAGACAAGAAGUUCGUUCCAUCUGUGCAAUUUGAUCCUAGAAAUAUCGGAGGCGACAACGACUACUUUACACCGGUCAAGUAUAGCGCCAAGAUCAACUAUGCCGAAUAUUCCACUCCGUCUUAUCAGCUCUAUCGGGUGGAAAAGACUUAUCCCGAGAUUACCACGCCUUCCACUCAGAUCUUGCAGGAAAAUCGAUAUUUCGUUACCGCGAGACCCCUGCGACCUCCCGUUCCCGCGCGAGAGCAACACUUGAUCAAGAAACCGCUGCUUGGCAGCUCGCAGGACGAUUACGAUCAGGUUACGGCGAAGAUACCGAACGUCAUCGUUAGCUACCCCAAUAAAGAAUACGAAGGUUUGAGAUACAUCCCGCCACCGAUACAUCCGAACGUGCAGCAGCAGUCAUCCACCUCGCAAAUUUAUCGAAAACCGAACGUGAUUAAUAAUUUAGUCAAGAGUUUUCAGUUGACCGAGCAACUGCCAGAAAUAUUAAACAACGACAACAUCGAUAGCAGUAUCAAGACCCUUUUAGAAAUUAUCAAUAUUCUGCACAAUUCGCGGCAGGAAAAUUUGCCGCAGCCACAGAAACCGUUACUGUCGCCGCCCAGACUGACUAAUUAUAAACCGAAAACACACACGCGACCAAAAGUGAUUACCGAGACGAGGUUCCAGGCGACUCCGAAUCCUUUAUUGAUCACCGAAGAUCCCGAACGAUAUAAGGUAGCGAACGUCGAUAACGUCCGGCUCAAGACACCACAAUUACAAUCAGAUAAUAUAAAUCACAUAAAAGAUGAAAAGGUGGAAUAUUACAUCCCUUAUGUUCAGGAUAUUUCGAAUGAAUCUAAUCAGCAAGGAUUCAGACCAACCCCCAGACCUGAUACGACCGAACAUACCUACGAGAUCACGGAAGAUCUUAGUGACGACGUCCUACAGGACGAACGGUACACUUUGCCGAUUUCUACCGAAGCAUCCGUGAGUCAGGAACACGUGGCGCCCAACGAAAUUACGCAUCCAAAACCGAAAACAUCCUUGAAAUACGGUGCGACACGCGGAAAACCCCAUGUCGAUUAUCCAACGUACGCGAUUAUACCCGAAACUAAUUUCUCUUGUAAAAGUCAAAGAUACAAAGGGUUCUUCGGCGAUCCAGCGACUAGAUGUCAAGUGUGGCAUUACUGCGAUCUUAAUGGCGGUAAAUCGUCGUUUUUAUGUCCGAACGGCACGAUAUUCAGUCAGAUAGCAUUGACUUGUGAUUGGUGGUUCAAUGUAAAAUGCGAAACGACUACUCAAUUAUACGUUUUAAACGAGCGAUUGUAUAAAUAUAUUUUGCCAAUUAUGCCCAAGUUUCCUGAAGAUUUUACCGGUCCGGAAGUCGAUCGAUACUUGGAACUCAAAUUCAAAGAAAUGGAGGCAAAACUGAAGGAAAAGAAACUGAAGAAGCAGCAAGAGGACAAAAGCAAGCAUAAAGCAAGCAAAUCGCAAACAUCGAAUGACGAAGAAUAGACGUAUAAAAUGUUAAAUAAUUUAAUCGUAACGUACGAUAUCUGACUCGUUGCCAUUAUAAUAUAUACAUUAUAAAACAAAAAUCGUAGUCUAUAAAGAUUACAAAGACGAAGAGCUUGCAGUUUCGGAAAAGUGCAAUAUAUAUAUAAUAGAGUUAUAUAUAUUUUAAUGAGAUAAAGAGAGGAUCAUACACAACAUCCUCGCGCGAAAAAAUAAUAAGUUAUAAUAAGAUUAUCUUACAAUCUGUUACGGGUAUGAAAUGGCUGAUGAUAUUAUGUAUUUCUUCUAUUAUCUCUAGUCAUAUUGUAUUAUUUAUCACCGAAAGUGCUCGCCUGUCUCUAUGAGCUUUAUUUCUUUUGGCCUACUUGGCCUAAAUUUAUUUAUUUUUAUUACUGACGUAUAUACGUUUUAUAGUUCUUGAUUCUUUAUCGAAAAAAAUAUUUAGAAAAAUAAGUACUCACCUUUUUUGUCUGGCUAACUCGCAGCAGCGUCUCCUCGAUGUUUGUGUAAACCUGAUUAAACUCGGGUAAUAGGGUCUGGUUCUGUAAAUAAAACA
Molecule: messenger RNA, 2565 nt
Organism: Camponotus floridanus (Florida carpenter ant)
Lineage: Eukaryota; Metazoa; Arthropoda; Insecta; Hymenoptera; Formicidae
Exons: 3
Coding region: 135-2009 (624 amino acids)
Cellular component (GO): extracellular region
Molecular function (GO): chitin binding
Source: RefSeq, a predicted model, not a curated record